Molecule: messenger RNA, 543 nt
Organism: Neodiprion virginianus
Lineage: Eukaryota; Metazoa; Arthropoda; Insecta; Hymenoptera; Diprionidae
Product: protein lingerer-like
Exons: 2
Coding region: 1-543 (180 amino acids)
Source: RefSeq, a predicted model, not a curated record
AUGCAGAAACAAGGACGAAGAGUUCUGGGAAUUCGUGGGGGGUUUCGACGCCGUGGGACUCACGGAGACGUGGGUGGAGGAAAGGGAGUGGGAAGGGUGGGAAAAACGACUGCCAAAAGGAUGGAUAUGGAAGCACCAGGCAGCAACAAGAGAGGCAAGAAAGGGGAGAGCGCAGGGGGAAUAAUAACAGGACGCGGAUUCAACAAAGAUGGUAAUAGGGGGGGACUUCAACGCAAGAACGGGUACGAAAAAGGGAAGAGGGUGGGUGGGGGCGGGGGCACACGCAAAGGAAAGAGAAGCAAAGAACAAGACCAGAAAUGCAGAAGGAGAGGCGCUACUAGAAGUAGCAGAGGAGAUGGGAUGGACAAUACUAAACGGGAACAUAUAGGGCGACGAAAAAGGAGAAUUCACAUACGUAAAGGGGAUACACAGGACGACGAUAGACUACGCGGUGGUGAACGAAGGGUCAUGGGAAGAGAUACGAAACUUCAGGGUGGAAGACAGGAUAGAGUCAGACCACCGACGAAUUACGGUAGAGAUUGA